CAUUUCCGGUAUUGUGCAGUUGACCUUCGUGAAAAUAUACAUUGCCAUUGCCAUUGGUUCUUCAGGGCCAUGGCUGGGGCUGCACAAGCAAAACAAGAGAUGCCCCCGAAAGGGGGCUAUGGUCCUAUAGAUUACAGUAGAAAAAUAUUUAAAAGAAUACCAGGGAAGUAUAUCUUGGGUGGUUUUUUUGGAGUCACAGCAUAUUCAUGGUGGUUGAUGUGCGAGACUAGAAGAUACAAUAAAAUGCUCUAUUUAGAAAAUACAGAGGCAAACAUUGCUCUAGAACCAUUGAUAAUGGCUGAAAAUGACAGACUAGCUUUGAAGUUGUUUCGCCAGAAUUGUGAGCUAGAAGAAGAGCUGAUGCAGAAUAAUCCAGAUUGGAAAACUGGCACCAUAUUUGGAGUCCCAAUCUUUUAUGAUACAAGAAAUCGGGGUAUUAUGCCAUUCGGAAGAGAACUGUAUAAUCACACAAAUGUAGGAUCCUGGUAUUUGUUGGACAGACAAUAUCAUUGGAAAGCACUUGAUACAAAAUUUGAGUGGUUCCCCAAGAAGAAUCCAGCACCUCCUGAGAAUUAGAAAAGAUCAAGAUUUCUCAAAUGAUGUAACAUUUUAUUUCAUUGCCAGAACUAAAGCAAAAUUUUCUAUUAAAGUUUGAGUACAUCUCCA
Saccostrea echinata is the source of this 666-nucleotide messenger RNA. RefSeq names its product NADH dehydrogenase [ubiquinone] 1 alpha subcomplex subunit 13-like. The record is from RefSeq and is a predicted model, not a curated record. The transcript has 4 exons. Bases 70 to 576 code for a protein of 168 amino acids. Lineage: Eukaryota; Metazoa; Mollusca; Bivalvia; Ostreida; Ostreidae.